This is a messenger RNA of Macadamia integrifolia, 1988 nucleotides long. Its product is annotated as trihelix transcription factor ASIL2-like. The transcript is spliced from 3 exons. Gene Ontology annotation, cellular component: nucleus. The coding region runs from base 276 to 1514 and encodes 412 amino acids. Lineage: Eukaryota; Viridiplantae; Streptophyta; Magnoliopsida; Proteales; Proteaceae. The record is from RefSeq and is a predicted model, not a curated record. Gene Ontology annotation, molecular function: transcription cis-regulatory region binding.
AAGAUAGGCCCAAAAGGGCUAACUCUGACAACUCCCACCCCUUCGUUCGACUUCGCUUUCUCUGCGCGAUCGGAAGUCUUAUCGUUCUUUUGUUCUCGGCAGAUCAGAUUUCAGUGGUGGCGUUCUCCGCUCUCAUCAACAUUUUCAGAAAGCUUUGAUCAGACACGGCGUUGAUCGAAUCCGAUCAGAUCUGCAGCUCCUUUGAUCGAAGGAUCUUGUUGUGAGGUCUUUUGAAGUUUGGUUUCAGGAUUUUGGGUCACUAAACUGGUCAAGAAAUGGACGACACGGAGGAUGAUGCGAGGUAUCCUCCCAACCAUUACCCUGUAAAUUACCAUCAAAAUUCCGGUUCUUUGCAUCGUCCGAAGCUUCCGGUACGCAACACCUCUUAUUCUGAAGCCGUCGAUAAUGUUUAUGGUGAAGAACAAGAAGAAGAGGAAGAAGAAGAAGAGGAAGAAGAGGAAGAUGAGGAAGAAGAAGAAGAAGGAGAAGAACAAGAACAAGAAGAACAAGAAGAACAAGAAGAGGAAGAGGAGGAGGAAGAAGAAGAAGAGGAAGACGAAGAAGAUGUUGCCCAACGAGUAGUAGAAGAAGUUGAGGUCGAUGAAGACGAUGACGAUGAUGGCCGAGACAAUUAUCAUCGAAGGAUUGAAGCAGAUGCGGAAGAGUCUGAAAGGCAUAGGAAGAAACGAAAACUAAAAAAUCUAGCUUUGGGUUACGAGUUUGUACCACGAGUUGCAGUACCUUCUGCUGCUCCUGCUGCUCCUCCCCCGCAACCCUCUUUUGGAGCUCGGAAUUCACCAGCUGAUUGGACGGAACAUGAGACUUUUGUUUUAUUGGAUGCUUGGGGUGAUAGAUUUCUUCAGCUUGGGAGAAAGAGUCUUCGUUCUGAUGAAUGGCUAGAAGUUGCCAACAAGGUCUCAGAAGAGUCAAAUACUGUUAGGACAGACACUCAGUGUCGCAAUCGUUUGGAUACAUUGAAGAAGAAGUACAAGAAGGAGAAGAUGAGACUUGUAGAAACUGGGAGUGCCACCAAUAAAUGGGUUUACUUCAAGAAAAUGGAUAUGUUAAUGACAGCAUCACCAAGGCAACCUGGGCUCUCUUGUGGCUUUGAUUCAGGAGAGUAUGUCUUCAUGAACCCUAGAAUUUAUUUAAAUCGCUCUAAUGGGUUAGAUGAGAUGAGGGACAGUCCCGGGAAUUCGGAAUCUUCAGAAGGUGAGGAGGAUGAUUCAGAUGGCCUUCCACCUAGGAGGACAAGAUUUAGAGAGGAUGCGGAUGACGGGUCUUCAUUUAGGUUGCUUGCAGAUUCAAUUCAGAAGUUCGGUGAGAUUUAUGAGAAGAUUGAAAACAACAAGAGGCAACAAAUGGUAGAAUUGGAGAAAAUGAGGAUGGAGUUCCAUAGAGAUUUAGAAUUGCAGAAGAGGCAGAUUCUGGAGAGAACGCAGGCUGAGAUUGCAAAAAUCCGGCAAGGUGAUGAUGAAGACAUUGAUGCUUCUGCUGAGAACAUGAGUGAAUGAUAAGAAUUCUUUGGCCUCUACAGCACCAGAAAUCAAUUAGAAUCUUCAAUUGAAGAAUGCAGUGGGGAUGGCUCUAAUGCACACGCCAUGGGAGCCGCUUGGGCAGCGUCAUAUCUAAUGUAGUUGUCUGUGGAGCCUUGUGUGCUAGUCUAAUAAUAUGCUCAGGCUUGUUUUCUUUAUAUUUGUAUUCCUUUUCCCCAUUUCUAUAUCUCUCUGUGAUUGCUGCUUCCUUAGUGAAGCUCUGGCUGCUUUCGGUUUGGAAUUAUCCCUGCACCUCCAGCGCCCCAAGGCAGACGUGCCCAAGAACAAACGGUUUGAGACUUUUCAGUAAUGUUGCAACAAAUUCUUAUGGCCAUAUCUGGUUUCAAACUCUCAAUCCAGGAUGGAUGCAUACAUCGAGUCCAAAGUAACUUCUUCAACUCUAUAUCUGCCUGUACUGGGCCUUUGGUGGACUAAUGAGCUUAUUUUAAAACA